AUGCUGGGGCUGCUGCCAUUCUUUAGGGAUGAGCGAGAUAUACAGCCCCAGCCGCAGCUACAAAGGAGACACUACCUGCUGAUACUCUCGGUAAGAGCUUCGGUAUACUCGCUGUGA
Messenger RNA from Trichoderma gamsii, 117 nucleotides. RefSeq lists its product as hypothetical. The transcript has 2 exons. Lineage: Eukaryota; Fungi; Ascomycota; Sordariomycetes; Hypocreales; Hypocreaceae. Bases 1 to 117 code for a protein of 38 amino acids. The record is from RefSeq and is a predicted model, not a curated record.